ACCGUGAGUUAGAAUAGACUCUACAGCAGCUGUCUCUCUAUCCAUCCACCUACCCACCCAUCCGUCAUCCAUCCAUCCAUCCACCCAUCCAUCGGUAGCUUAAGAUUGCCCUGCCAGGGUCCCUUCAUCUGUGCUGGGAACUCAGGACUCACCACAGAUGAAGACCAUAGAAGUCACACUCCUUGGAUCCUUCCUGGACCUCCCCUUGGACAAUGCAGUCUCAGCAAACCUGUCUAAGGAGGACCCUAUCCCAAGGAAGGACGAGCUUCAGCCUCUUUCUAAAAUCUGCCUCUCCCCUUGUAUCCCCCAGCUGGGAAGGCAGGAGUGUGCCUUGCCCUGUAUUCAGGAGCACCAUCACUACCUGCCUGGAAAUGUGCAGUAGAGACCAACUGCAAAUUAAUUUAUUAGGGACCUGGCUUUUGUUCCAGGGUCCUCCUAAAGUAAGGCUUUCUGUAGAAGGAGCCCGUGGCUCAAGCCCAGAGGAGGCAGUCUGACAGGGGAUGGAGGUUCCCAAACACAGAGAUGAACAGAUCGGAUGCCCUUUGAAGUACUGCACACACUAGAUAAAGUUCUUAGUUAAAUAAACAACGUGGACCCUGCUGAGAUACUACCAACUCGAGGUUGAGCAUGGAAACCCUUAUUUGGUGUAGGGAUAGAGAGCAUUGCCUUUAUCAGCCUCGAAGGAAACAGAAGCCCGUUCUGUCCCCGGCGUUCAGGGCAGGGGGACUCGCUUGGGGCCCAGCCCCUUCCACAUGGCAGAGGAAGAGCAUCUUCGGAAAAAGAUUUACAAAUACAAGAAAGUCUUGAGCAACCCGAGCCGUUGGGAAGUCGUCUUGAAAGAGAUCCGCACUCUGGUGGACAUGGCGCUGACAUCCCCUCUGCAGGAUGACUCCAUCAACCAGGCCCCACUGGAAAUAGUCUCCAAACUGCUCUCAGAGAACACGAAUUUGACUACCCAAGAGCACGAAAACAUCAUUGUGGCCAUCGCUCCUUUGCUAGAAAACAACCAUCCACCACCAGAUCUCUGUGAAUUCUUCUGCAAGCACUGCAGAGAGCGGCCCCGGUCCAUGGUGGUCAUCGAAGUGUUCACCCCUGUGGUCCAGAGAAUCCUCAAGCAUAACAUGGACUUUGGGAAGUGCCCACGACUGAGGCUGUUUACUCAGGAGUACAUCCUUGCCUUGAAUGAGCUCAAUGCGGGGAUGGAAGUGGUGAAGAAGUUCAUUCAGAGCAUGCACGGCCCCACGGGGCACUGCCCCCACCCCCGGGUCCUGCCCAACCUGGUGGCCGUGUGCCUGGCUGCCAUCUACUCCUGCUAUGAAGAGUUCAUCAACAGCCGAGACAACUCCCCCAGCCUGAAGGAGAUCCGGAAUGGCUGCCAGCAGCCAUGUGACCGGAAGCCCACCUUACCCCUGCGCCUUCUGCACCCCAGCCCGGACCUGGUGUCUCAAGAAGCCACGCUGUCCGAGGCACGCCUCAAGUCGGUGGUCGUGGCCUCCAGCGAAAUCCACGUGGAGGUGGAGCGUACAAGCACUGCCACGCCGGCACUGACGGCCAGCACGGGUAACGACAGCGAGCCCAACCUCAUCGACUGCCUCAUGGUCAGCCCCGCCUGCAGCACCAUGAGCAUCGAGCUGGGCCCCCAGGCCGACCGUACGCUUGGCUGCUACGUGGAGAUCCUCAAGCUGCUGUCGGACUACGACGACUGGAGACCGUCUCUGGCCAGCUUGCUUCAACCCAUUCCAUUCCCCAAAGAAGCUCUCGCACACGAGAAGUUCACCCAGGAACUGAAGUACGUGAUCCAGAGGUUCGCGGAAGACCCACGGCAAGAGGUCCACUCAUGCCUGCUGAGCGUGCGGGCCGGCAAAGACGGCUGGUUCCAGCUCUACAGCCCUGGGGGGGUAGCCUGUGAUGAUGAUGGGGAGCUGUUUGCCAGCAUGGUGCACAUCCUCAUGGGCUCCUGUUACAAGACCAAAAAGUUCCUGCUCUCCCUGGCGGAAAACAAGCUGGGACCCUGCAUGCUCCUGGCACUGAGAGGGAACCAGACCAUGGUGGAGAUCCUGUGCCUGAUGCUGGAAUACAACAUCAUCGAUAACAAUGACACCCAACUGCAGAUCAUCUCAACCCUGGAGAGCACGGACGUAGGCAAGCGCAUGUAUGAGCAGCUGUGUGACCGGCAGCGGGAGCUGAAGGAGCUGCAAAGGAAAGGUGGACCCACCAGGCUAACACUGCCCUCCAAGUCCACAGACGCUGACUUGGCCCGUUUGCUGAGCUCUGGCUCCUUCGGAAACCUGGAGAACCUCAGUUUGGCCUUCACCAAUGUAACCAGUGCCUGUGCUGAGCACCUCAUCAAACUGCCUUCUCUCAAGCAGCUGAACCUGUGGUCCACUCAGUUUGGAGACGCCGGCCUGCGGCUCCUGUCGGAACACCUCACCAUGCUCCAGGUGCUGAACCUGUGCGAGACCCCUGUCACCGACGCCGGCCUGCUGGCCCUCAGCUCCAUGAAGAGUCUGUGCAGUCUAAAUAUGAACAGUACCAAGCUCUCGGCCGACACCUAUGAAGAUCUGAAGGCCAAGCUGCCCAAUCUGAAGGAGGUGGACGUCCGCUACACAGAGGCCUGGUGAACCUCUGGCCGCGCAAGAGUCGUCUGCAAGCGCAAUGAGACAACUUGACUAAUAGCUGUAGACCAGCCGUCCCUGGGGUCCCACCUCAGCGUUCCGGCUGAGAAAUAGAUGGGGGAGUCUAUUUGGGGGCGGAGGGUGGAGGGAGGAGGGGGGGAGGGGUUUCCAGAAGUAUGCCCAGCCCCCACCUAAAUCUUUUAGCUUCAUAAUUGGAAACCUUGACCUGAUCUAAAACGGACUUCGUAGCAACAAGAG
This is a messenger RNA of Trichechus manatus latirostris (Florida manatee), 2873 nucleotides long. RefSeq names its product c-Maf inducing protein (gene CMIP). The transcript has 19 exons. Lineage: Eukaryota; Metazoa; Chordata; Mammalia; Sirenia; Trichechidae. Bases 753 to 2621 code for a protein of 622 amino acids. The record is from RefSeq and is a predicted model, not a curated record. Gene Ontology annotation, cellular component: cytosol; nucleoplasm.